Messenger RNA from Brenthis ino (lesser marbled fritillary), 291 nucleotides. Lineage: Eukaryota; Metazoa; Arthropoda; Insecta; Lepidoptera; Nymphalidae. The record is from the annotation of a GenBank genome assembly.
AUGGCUCGUCGUUGCGAUAGUAAUACUGCUCAGUACGAGAGGAACCGCAGUUUCGGACAUUUGGUUCAUGCACUCGGCCGAGCGGCCGGUGGUGCGAAGCUACCAUCCGCGGGAUUAUGCCUGAACGCCUCUAAGGCCGAAGCCAGCCUAGCCGAAUCCGGCAAGGAUAUGCUCACUGUGGAGCCCCGAGAGUCGGGAGGCUCUAAACAAUGUGACUUUACUAGUUGCGCUUUACUCGUAAGGUGCGACGUCGAAGCCCAUUUGGAACGCGGCGAUCGAUGCGAGCGGUCU